Cebus imitator (Panamanian white-faced capuchin) is the source of this 1317-nucleotide messenger RNA. It is a transcript of the gene MOCS2, whose product is annotated as molybdenum cofactor synthesis 2. Gene Ontology annotation, biological process: Mo-molybdopterin cofactor biosynthetic process. The coding region runs from base 208 to 774 and encodes 188 amino acids. The transcript is spliced from 7 exons. The record is from RefSeq and is a predicted model, not a curated record. Gene Ontology annotation, molecular function: molybdopterin synthase activity. Gene Ontology annotation, cellular component: cytosol. NCBI's taxonomy places the organism in Eukaryota, Metazoa, Chordata, Mammalia, Primates, Cebidae.
GUCCAGAGGUCCCUAGCGGGAUGGUGCCUCGGUGCCAGGUUGAAGUAUUGUAUUUUGCAAAAAGUGCUGAAAUAACAGGAGUUCGUUCAGAGACCAUUUAUGUGCCACGAGAAAUAAAAGCGUUGCAGCUGUGGAAGGAGAUAGAAACUCGACAUCCUGGAUUGGCUGAUGUUAGAAAUCAGGUAAUAUUUGCCGUUCGUCAAGAAUAUGUCGAGCUUGGAGAUCAGCUCCUCCUGCUUCAACCAGGAGACGAAAUUGCUGUCAUCCCCCCCAUUAGCGGAGGGUAGUGCUUUUGAGCCAUGUAGAGGAGAUAUGGAUGAAGUUGAAGAGAAAUCUAAAGACAUUAUAAACUUUACUGCCGAGAAACUUUCAGUAGAUGAAGUCUCACAGUUGGUGAUUUCUCCGCUCUGUGGUGCAAUAUCCCUAUUUGUAGGGACUACAAGAAAUAACUUUGAAGGGAAAAAAGUCAUUAGCUUAGAAUAUGAAGCAUAUCUACCCAUGGCGGAUAAUGAAGUCAGAAAGAUUUGUAGUGACAUUAGGCAGAAAUGGCCAGUGAAACACAUAGCAGUGUUCCAUAGACUUGGCUUGGUUCCAGUGUCAGAAGCAAGCGUAAUCAUUGCUGUAUCCUCAGCCCACAGAGCUGCAUCCCUUGAAGCUGUGACCUAUGCCAUUGAUACUUUAAAAGCCAAGGUGCCCAUAUGGAAAAAGGAAAUAUACGAAGAGUCAUCAUCUUGGAAAAGAAACAAAGAGUGCUUUUGGGCAUCCAACAAUUAAUCACUUAACAUUUUUAGAGCAUGCAAUCUUAACUUUGUUUAUUAUCAUUGAUCACAUUUUGAUUUUUUUUUCUCUCCACAUUAGGAUAGUUUACUGAAGUACAAUCUCUUAUAUUAUACCAGUAGGACAAAAGGGAGAAAAAGGAAGCAAGAUAAAUGGGUAUGUAGGAUGAAUGGUUAUUUAAAAUGGAACUAAAGAUAGAAGGAGGACUGCAGGAAAGAAAUUGAAUAAUUUAAAUGUGAGGAAAGAUGUCUGUGGUAGACAUGCCCUUCCAUGACUAAUUUCUAAUUGUAUCUCAACUCACAUUGAGGUAUGGGUCCUCCUCAGUGACUUUAACUGGCUCGGAAAAAUACUCCCCCACUGACCCCACUUUACCAGCCCCGUCCCGGUUCAGGGAUAGCAUUGUUAUCAAGGAUGCAUGACAGGAAUGUUGGCAGAACUGGAAAGUAUUAAAAAAUCAUUAUCAGACAGUCUUGAUAUUGUAUAUUUUCAGAAAUAUAUUAAAAAUAAUAAACUGAAACCCAUGAUUUCAAAAGUUUAAAA